UGUGAGCAGAAUUAAACCAUUUCAGCCGUAGAAUGACGGCGAUGUGAAUGUUUACAACAACAAUAUAUUCAGUUCGGCCUCUUAAAGAUUUAACAAAAAGCGACCGAAGAAGAAGACAUGGAUUCAGGUGACAGGCUGCUGGAUCUGAACAGAAGAUCCCAAACAACCCGAAACGGAGCAGAUCGUCUGCGGCAGAAUUUCACAGAUCAUCAGGAUGGGAGCUCUAAUGUGAACCAGGAGAAACAAGAAAUUGUUCAGAUUAAAGAAGAAAGAGAUGAACUGAAACCGCUGCAGAUGACAGACGGCAAGAAGAAGCAGGAACUUCUGAAUGUAACUGAGAACCAGAUGGCACUACAACAUCAAGAGAUUAAGGAAGAACAGGUGGAACUACAAGUUGUGCAGGUCAAAAAGGAACACAAGGUGAAACAAGAGGCCCUGCACAGAUCGCAGAACCAUGUGGAGCGAAAGAAUCAACACAUGAAACCAGAACCAGAGGAACUGGAAAUCUUGCAGGUGAAAGUGGAAGAGAUGGAAAUGUGCAUUGGUCAGGAUGAGGAGAAGGUUCCACUGAAGCUGGAGGCUAAUUCCUUUGAGGAAAGAGACUGUAUUGAGCCAGAACCAAUCAUGAAUGGACCCGACUCCCAGUACUCUCCAGAAGCUGAGAACCAAAACCAUGAAGGAAGCAAUCCUGAAGACUCCGACUCAAGCCGGAACGAGAACCUGUAUUCCUGUGACGUUUGUGAUAAAUAUUUCACACUCAGUAGUUACUUAAAUGAUCACAUGAGAACUCACACAGGUGAGAAGGCGUUCACGUGUCUGACCUGUGGAAAAACGUUCACUCAGAGAUGUAACCUGACCCGUCACAUGAGAGCUCACACAGGCGAGCGACCUUAUCCAUGCGAAGUGUGCGGUAAAGGUUUCAACGACAGCGGGGAUUUAACUCGUCACAUGAGAACACACACUGGUGAGAAACCUUUCUCGUGUGUGACCUGUGGGAAAGGUUUUACCAGGCAGAUCAGCCUGACUGCUCACAUGAGAAUACACACGGGUGAGAAGCCUUACCCAUGUCUGUCAUGUGGGAAAAGCUUCACUCAAAGCAGCGCCUUAACCGUCCACAUGAGAACCCACACGGGUGAAAAGCCGUAUCCCUGCGGGGUGUGCGGGAAACGCUUCUCCCGGAGCUGCCACCUAAACGUCCACAUGAUCACUCACACAGGCGAGACAUUCCCGUGUCUCACCUGCGGGAAACAUUUCACCCAUAACAGUGCCUUAAAUGUCCACAUGAGGAUUCACACAGGUGAGAAGCCGUAUCCAUGUGGGCUAUGCGGUAAGUCCUUCUCUCGGAGUAGCCUACUGACUGUUCACAUGAGAACGCAUUCAGGAGAGAAACCCUAUCCAUGCGAAGUGUGUGGGAAGUACUUCUCGCGGCGCAGCCACCUGACAGAUCACAUGAGAACCCACACAGGGGAGAAACCUUUCUCCUGUCAGACCUGUGGAAAGUGUUUCAGUGGCAGGCAUAGUUUGAAGUUUCACAUGGGGACUCACACACGAGAAAAUUUGUUAUUUUCAAGUUCAAAUUUAAGCGGAACUAAAGUUAGAUCACAGUUUCUCCCUGAGCGUCAUAGGGAGAAGCACGGCAGAUCCAAACAGAGCCUGACAGCGUUAGCUUUGCUUCUGAGACUGACAGGAGACUCCAUCUGUGCUUUUCGGCAGAGCAUUUCACUGUCUGCAGUAAAAAUGUAUUCAGCUCAGCCUCAGAGAGCGCUAAGAAAGGAGCAUGAAACUCCCGCCGAAGAAACAUUUCCUGAGUUCAAAGAAAUCAUCGUCAAGUCCGAAGAGGAGGUCGAUGAACUGCCUCAAUAUUAUGGCAGUAAAGACAACCAGCAGCCCUCUACCCAGGAGAAGAAAACCAGUUUAGACGAGGAGGAACCAGAACCUCUUCUGAUGAAACGGGACCAAGAGGAUCAAGAGGAGCAGGUGGAGCUGGUACAUCUGGAGAUAAAAGAGGAAGAGGAGGAACUCUACAUCAGUGAGGAUCAAGAGAGUCUUAUGUUGAAGCAGGAGAUUGAUACUUCAACAAUGACUCUUUGCAAUAAGGAAAAAUCUGCUUCUAAACAUAACCAGAAAAAGGAUCUUGAAGACCCUGGAUCCAGAAAAGACGAAGAACCAAAACAAAACAACUUCCUGAAAACUCAUACAUUCAAGAAUCUGUACUCCUGUAAAAUUUGUGGCAAAAUUUUCCCUCAAAACAGUCACUUAACGAGACACAUGAGAAUUCACACAGGUGAGAAGCCGUUUUCCUGCGUCACCUGUGGAAAAUCCUUCAGUCAGAAAGGUAACUUAGCGUAUCACAUGAAGGGUCACACCGGUGAGAAGCCCUUCUCGUGCAUCACCUGUGGAAAAAGCUUCAGUUUCAAAAGUAUUUUACUCAUUCAUUCAAGAAUUCACACAGCUGAGAAGCCCUUCUCAUGUCUGACCUGUGGAAAAAGCUUCACCCAGAAAAGCAGUUUGACGUAUCACAUGCGGGUUCACACGGGUGAGAAGCCGUUCUCCUGCAUGUUCUGUGGAAAAACCUUCCGGCAAAGAUCGAAAUUAACUCGUCACACCAGAAUCCACACUGGAGAGAAGGCGUAAAACUGAAGCAUAAAGAUGCUUUUGAGACUCAAUUAAUCAGAAUCUGGAGUGAUUAAUAAGUGAUCACAGCUUAACUAAAUUUUUCUGGUGGAAAAAAAAGAAUCGCACUAAAAUAUUAAUUACACUAAUGUAAUGUCUUUCUGCCAAAUUUGACUUCCCAGUUUAAAGGGAGGUUCAAUCGGCGAACCAAACAGUGCUGAUGUUUGAUCUUUUUGUCUUCCUCUGCAUGGAUCUUCAUUGACUUCAAAGCAAGUCUGACUUGUGAUGUUUUUCCAGUGUAUUUUUUUAUGUGCAGAUUGUUUUCAUUGAAGAAUGUGUUGAUCAAAUAAUUUAAAUGUCUGAUUUAAAAAUGUCUUGGAAUAAAAAAUUGUCUAGGUUUUACAGAACAAAUGGACUGGUUGUCAGUUUUUCCUCAUAAUAAACAUGAAAUCCUGGUCGCUAUUAGGGACCAUUGAAGUUUAAAUACAUAAAAGCAUAUCUGACAUUUUAAUGUGUUUCCCUUCGUGUUCAGUGUUAUGAAUAGAAAAGUAAUAAAACCUGGUUGAUGCAG
Poeciliopsis prolifica (blackstripe livebearer) is the source of this 3184-nucleotide messenger RNA. RefSeq names its product zinc finger protein 420-like. Gene Ontology annotation, biological process: regulation of transcription by RNA polymerase II. The transcript has 4 exons. Lineage: Eukaryota; Metazoa; Chordata; Actinopteri; Cyprinodontiformes; Poeciliidae. The record is from RefSeq and is a predicted model, not a curated record. Gene Ontology annotation, molecular function: RNA polymerase II cis-regulatory region sequence-specific DNA binding; DNA-binding transcription factor activity. The coding region runs from base 118 to 2634 and encodes 838 amino acids.